AUGAGCAAGAAGCCAAGUGGUGGUUCACAAUACGCCAGUGCGGAAAGCAUAUCAACGGUACUCGACCCCGAGAAACGCAUAAAGAAAGAUAAAUCUCGCGCAUUAGAACCCAGAUUGCAGCAAUCGAGUAGCAGUCACAAAGAUGAGGAACAUUCGCAUCACGCAUCCAUAGACUCUGGGGAGAAGAGCGACAAGCGUCGCCUCGAUCGCGAGCGCAUGAAUGAAUUGGGCCUCGCAUCGCCCAAGGCGCACAAGAAGAGAGGCACGGCGACCAUCCUCCAGGCCAGCGCCCCACCGACGUCCCAGCCCUCGACACCCACCAAGAGGGACGGUGAGAAGAAGCGUAGCAGCGAAGGCAGCAAGAAGCUCUCACCCGAGUCACUCAACAUGUCGCUGGGCACGGAGAGAAAGAAAAGCGAUCGCAAAUCACCUCGAAAUCCUGAGAAUCUGGAGAAGUACACCGGUGAUCCCGUUCGUCCCCAAGGCGAGUUGGCGCUGUUGCUGCUGCCGCACUCCACACUCCUGCACAUCUUGUCGUUCCUCACGUGUAAAGACCUCGCUGCGGCUGGUCUCGUGUCGCGUCGCUUCAACGUGCUGGCCUCUGAGAAUGAGUUGUGGAAGUGCGCCAUCGCGAGAGAGUGGUCUCACAAGCGCAUGCUCAAGGGCUGGGGCAAGAAACACGUCCUCUACCAGAAGAACACCAAGUCCAAGAAGAUCAGCCAGCAGCUCAUGGUGAUCGACUACAAGCAGGAGCUCAGAAACCACAUCCUCUUCAAGCGCAGCGUGGGGAAGCAGGCCAAGACCAACCGCAAGAAGGCCUCCGUGUGGAACUUCACCAAGCGCGACUGCUACCUGCUGCUCCUCGGGCUCGACCAAAGCGGCAAGACCACCAUCCUCUACGACAUCAAGGCCGGGCGUCACGAGCUGGUCUAUAGCAUCCCUACGAUCGGCUACAAUUCCGAGGAGGUCGAGAUCCUCGAUCAACCCUUCGCCAUCUGGGACAUCGGCGGCCUUGCCCAGAUCCGGCAUACGUGGUCGCACUACAUGCCCAAUGCCCAGGGCCUCAUCUGGGUGCUCGACUCGUCCGACGGGGAGCGCAUGCAGGAGGUGCGAGGCGAGCUGCACCGCGUGCUCCGCGACGAGGCCCUCCGCACGCGGAAGCUGCUCGUGCUGGCCAACAAGCAGGACGUGCCGGGCGCGUGGGACGCCAGAACGGUGGCCAAGUACCUCCAGCUCGACUUGCCCGAGUUCAUGAGCGAGUGGGAGUGGUACGUGCAGCCGUGCUCGGUCAUGACGGCCAGCGGCCGCGAGGCCCUGUGCGCUGGCCUCGAGUGGCUCGUGCACGACAAUUCGGCCAGCGGCGGAGCGCAGGAGUCGGUCUGGCUGAAGCUCAAAACAAGCUUCGUCUAG
This is a messenger RNA of Acanthamoeba castellanii str. Neff, 1410 nucleotides long. Its product is annotated as ADPribosylation factor subfamily protein. Lineage: Eukaryota; Discosea; Longamoebia; Acanthamoebidae. Gene Ontology annotation, biological process: intracellular protein transport; vesicle-mediated transport. Gene Ontology annotation, cellular component: cytoplasm. The coding region runs from base 1 to 1410 and encodes 469 amino acids. The transcript is spliced from 4 exons. The record is from RefSeq and is a predicted model, not a curated record. Gene Ontology annotation, molecular function: GTP binding; protein binding; GTPase activity.